Aspergillus luchuensis is the source of this 732-nucleotide messenger RNA. RefSeq lists its product as uncharacterized. Bases 1 to 732 code for a protein of 243 amino acids. The record is from RefSeq and is a predicted model, not a curated record. Gene Ontology annotation, cellular component: nucleus; cytoplasm. The transcript has a single exon. Gene Ontology annotation, molecular function: ribonucleoside-diphosphate reductase inhibitor activity. NCBI's taxonomy places the organism in Eukaryota, Fungi, Ascomycota, Eurotiomycetes, Eurotiales, Aspergillaceae.
AUGUCCCUCUCCCUCCAGUCCCCCACCACCACCAAGGCCUCCGACCUGGCCUCCAAACGCAGACGCUUUCAGCCACCAAUCACUAGCUUCUUCUCAACUACAUCUACACCUCCCUCAGAAGACAAUGACAACGUGACCACCGACCGCACCCACCACCUCUCUCACAACCACUACUCCGCCGCAACCUGCUCCCCCACCCCCAUCGUCCCCACCAAAGUCCAAGCCUCCCUCCUCUCCGUCGGCAUGCGCGUUCGCAAAUCUGUCGCAGAGGGCUACAAGACUCGUCUGGCGAAGCCCGACCCCAGCUUCUCCGAGCUGGCUCCCUACAGCGGCAUGCGCAGUCAUUCCGCACCCAUGAACCUUAUCACCGAUGACGAAGGCGACGCUUUCUCCCUCCCCUCCAGCAGCCAGGAGUCCAACGCCGGUGGUCAGAAACGCUCUUAUGAUGUGGACUUUGACCUCGACGAUAGUGAGGAUGAUGACGUUGCUGCUUCGGGUUUGGGUCUAUCUACACACAAUGCUACUUCCAUGGGCCGGACCAUCCUUGCGCCCAAGUUGAAUCAGCAGCGAAGACGGUUUGUGACGUUGCGGAAACAUGCCACUAUUUCUGAGGGCAUGGGUAUGGAUAUUGACGACUUUGAGGAAGCCUCCUUCUUGCGCAGUCGCGAGGAGGUGGAUAUGGAGUAUGGCUCUGUGAGUCGAAGCUCGGAGAUUGAAAUGGGCGGGAUUUAA